Messenger RNA from Medioppia subpectinata, 466 nucleotides. The record is from the annotation of a GenBank genome assembly. NCBI's taxonomy places the organism in Eukaryota, Metazoa, Arthropoda, Arachnida, Sarcoptiformes, Oppiidae.
AUGCAACCCAUCGUGAUAACACCGGGCAUAGUAUUAAUUCUUAAGUUCAGACGUACCAAGGUGAUUUAUCGGUCGGGCAAUAUCAGACCAUGUUUACCACGCGGGCAAACACACGAUGAGUGCACUAAUUUAUGCGUUCUCAACAAGACAAACCAUUGCGACGACUAUGUGUUAGACAAGGCCUCGACAUCAGUAGCGGACCAUCAAAUCAAAUCAGUGACGGGAGAAGUGGUGUUUGAAGAGGAACAGCACCGGAGACAUAGGGUUCGUCUCAUUCCAAUCGCAACCAUCCAUUUCCUAUGGAAAGGCGCGGCCGACCAGUACUCGGUGUACGGCCAGGAGAGGCGAGUCCACGCACCCCACUAUCCACAGACCUGCUGUUGCGGUUGUGUUAUCCUAUGAAUCGCGUUUGCAGUACCAUUUGGGCCAAUACUACCACAACAACCACAACAACCCUACCAUCCUU